GGCAGCUCAGAGCCAGGCCCAGGGUCACAGAGCCUGCUCACAUCCACAAUGGGGCCUGGAAAUACAACACUCCUAAGGAGACGUCUAAACACGCAGUGCUGCCUCACCCUUUGGGGGACGCUGCUGGCAACAAAAACAGCAUCAAAGAGAAAAGUUUCACAGACUUAAAAAGACAUAAACACAAAAACAAAAAGAUUGCUUCCCAAAGAAAAAACAUGCCAAUUGCCAACCAGCUUUCAGCCAGUCAUCACCAUCUUCUUCUCCCAGAGUUUACAGUCAACAGCACAGGGCCAAAGCUUAGAAUUACGCCAAGCAACCACAGUGCUGUGGUAAAGCACACUGCACAGACCUAUGUUUAUCUACAAAAGAGCAAAUCCACAUAUCCACAUAUCACCACUCCAGCAGAUGCCCGAAGAAAUGGCAGACUGGCCGCAGACAGACAGGCAGGCAGAUGGGAGGACAGACACACAAACAGGAAUGCAGACACACAAAUACAUGGCAGGCAUUCAAGUGCAAAGGUCGCUGAAUAUCACCAGGCUUUGGAAAAACACAGACAAGCCACAAAGCACUCUGGGAAAUCUGACAACAUUGGUAAGGAGCAGCAGGCUGUGAAAAAGCCCACCAGGGAUAUAAAAAAACAGCAUCAUCCCUCUGAAGUGAAGAAGAAUCCUGCAGCGUUGCACCAUAGAAAGGCUUUGUCCAAACAAGAGGCAGCUGUAAAGAAAGAUGAUGGCGGCUGGUGUCAGAGCUUUGGAGACCAGAACUUCCCAGACAGUGACCGCAGGAGGAUCAGGAUUAGUCGAGAUCUUCACCCUCUUCCCUGGCUCAGCGACGAUGACCUUCAGAAGAUGGAGCUCCUGGCAGGGGGUGAAGUGCUCAGUAAGACCAGGGUACCUGCACAUGGACAGGUGCUCCAAGUGGCGCUGGAUCCUCAUGCACACCAGCAGCAGCCAUCACCAAAGACGAGCUCACGUGAGAAUGGACCAGGUGACAGACGUCCACAGAGCCACAGUGAGCGCUGCCAGCAGGGGCACUGCUCCCUGAUCAAACGCACUGACGACUGGUUUGAAGUGUUCGCCUUCCACCUGGACAGGGUGCUAGGAAUCAACAGGAGUCUCCCUGCAGUGCUGAGGACUUUCCACAGUGACAUUUUACCCUAUCGAUACAUCAGUGGCACCCCCAGACCUGUAGUGUGGUGGGAUCCAGAUAUUCAGCACCUCACUGACAGAGACAAUGACCAGAACUCAGUGGUGCUCAGCUGGGCCCAGUACCAGGAGCUGCUGCAGGUCCACUGUGGGAGUGGAGCAGACUUGAGGUCAGCACCCUGUGUGGGAGUUGAGCACUCAGAGUGGAGCAGACUGGCGCUAUUUGAUUUCUUAUUACAGAUAAAUGACCGCCUGGACAGAUGCUGCUGUGGUUUCACACCUGAUCCAACAGAACUCUGUGUGGUAAACCUGCUGCACACUAAGUGUGGCAACAUCGAGGACCUGCGGCUAGUUCACAUCCUGGUAAGGAAGGCAGAUCCAUCCAAACUGGUGUUCAUAGACAACGCUGGCAGACCACAGCAGUCCACCAACAACCUAAACUUCAGAUUAGUUGAGGGCAUCAAUGAGUUUCCAGAGAGAGCAGUGUCAGUGCUCCAGUCGGGCUGUCUGGAGAGUCUUCUUCUACGCUCCCUUUACACCGACAGGGAAUUCUGGGACAGCCAAGGUGGGGCCAGCGGCCUCAGGCCUCUCCUCCACACAGUUGAGCACAGAGGGAAGAUUCUCCUCCAGCACAUCAGAGACAAGAGACUCAAGCUAAAGAGGGACCUGUGACUGAGCUGAUCUAAUCACCCUGAAGCACAUAAUUUGGGAUGAUAAGCUGAAUGCCAAAAUGGCAUUUUGUCAGUGUAAUCAAACAAGGGUCAUUCUGAGAGGAAAGAGGUUCUGAGUGAACAGGAGCUUUAAGAAUUUAAAUGGUUUAACGAAUCUGGUAGGCACGCUUGGCUAUCCUAAAAUCACUCUAUUGAUGGUGUGAUAUUGUAUUGUAAGUCCAACUGAAAUCACAAAAGUCAUCCCUUUACCAGACAGACAUGUGAAAAGGGAUUUUCAAACGUAUUAUUGAUAUCUUUAGAGUUAAAAAAAAAAAAGAUAGGAAAUGCUCCUUUAGCAUUAAGACACAAUGUAAAUCUUAGCUGUUGGAUAAAACUGACAGGCCAAGCACACACAGUGUACUGUUAACACAGCAAGGACUGAAAUAUGCAGAUGUAUACUAUAAGAUGCUAACUGGGCUGUGGCUGAUUUAUGAAUGAACUAUGGGGCCCACAGUUAAUGUUUGCUAAAAUUGGUGUGUCAGGCUGCUGUCACAUUGUUGUACAUUGUCAGCUACAUAC
This is a messenger RNA of Plectropomus leopardus (leopard coralgrouper), 2374 nucleotides long. RefSeq names its product golgi associated kinase 1A (gene gask1a). Lineage: Eukaryota; Metazoa; Chordata; Actinopteri; Perciformes; Serranidae. The record is from RefSeq and is a predicted model, not a curated record. Gene Ontology annotation, cellular component: Golgi apparatus.